AUGUCUGGACAAGGACAAUAUGAUUCAGCAGGAGAGCUUGCCGCCAGGAUAGGCGGCUUGGGUAUCACCUCUGAGGAAGCAUACUCCUCGCCUCAGCAACCCAAUCCCCACAAUCAAAGUCCUUUUGGAAAUAAUUAUGCCAGCAUUCAGUCUCCGACUUCUAGGGUUUCUCUCCAGACCCAACCUUAUUCUCCUUACGGUAAUCAACAAGGAUAUCCAUACUACGGUAAUACAGAUAGUACGUAUGAUGCUACAGGUAACCCAGCGGCCACUUAUGGAUAUGUCGCACCUACACCUGAAGUUUCGAACCUUAAUUCUCAACCAUCGCUUUCCAGCUAUGAUACAGGUUUCUCUACUUCCCGCGAAGUAUAUAAUGGUCAACAUGAUCAUAGACAAGUUCUUACCAACCAUCAACAACAGAAUACUCAUGAGAAUUCGCCACUCGGUCAACAAGGACUUCGAAUUACAAGACAACCUUUUCGAUCACAACCUGGCCAAUCUGCUUAUCAACAAGCCGCCACUAUGCAACAACAAGUGAAUGCCGCCGCUGUAGCUGCUGGCUAUUACAGUUAUCAAGAUCCCAGAGGGUUCUGGUCUACUCAAGGUCAAAAUAUGUAUAUGCCACAAAGCAAUGAUAGGAAGAAGGAGGGGAAUUCGUACAACACCAGAAAUCAACAAUCCCCCUAUUCUUUCAGAUCAAAUCAGCAAAACGUGAAUAAUUCUCAUUUCGGGUACAACGACAGCACUACACCUACUCUUGGCACUUUCCCCAUGACUGCUGUUUCGACAAAUCCAUACGUUGCCAACCAGCAGAAUACUACUAGCUUGUUCCAGCUCUCCCCGGCUCAAGGAUAUCCUGGACUGGCAGGUUAUCAAUCGCAAGCCUAUCAAAAUGCCGCUGGAUUCGUACUCAGAUCUAGGAGACAUGAGGAUUCGGGUGUCAUUAGAAGUGCGUUAUUGGAAGACUUCAGGUUGAACAAGAUUAGAAAGUGGGAGUUGAGGGAUAUCUUCGGCCACAUCGUCGAGUUUUCAGGUGAUCAGCAUGGAUCACGAUUCAUUCAGCAAAAGCUCGAAACCGCCACUCUCGAAGAUCGUCAAAACCUGUUCGAUGAGAUCAUGCCAAAUGCUCGUCAGCUCAUGACAGAUGUCUUCGGUAAUUACGUCACUCAGAAAUUGUUCGAACAUGGUGACCAAAGACAGAAAGCUACUCUGGCUAAGCAGAUGGAACACCAUGUUUUCUCCUUGAGUAAUCAGACUUAUGGAUGCAGAGUCGUCCAAAAAGCGUUCGAGCAUGUUCUUGUCGACCAACGACAAACUCUUGUGUCAGAACUCGAAGGACAUGUUCUUGAAUGUGUCAAAUCAAGCAAUGCCAAUCACGUUAUCCAACGUUUGAUCAUGCUCGGCCCUCCUCAAUCCAUUCCUGACGCUUUUAUAGGAUCCGUUGAAGAGCUUGCCAAACAUCCUUAUGGCUGCCGGGUUAUACAAAAGAUGUUUGAAAACCUUCCAGAAGAAAUGAAACGAACUCUUCUGAAUGAAAUGCAUGAACAUACCAUUGACCUCAUGGAAGAUCAAUUUGGGAAUUACGUUGUUCAAAGUGUCAUUGUUGUCGGUGAUGCCACUGACAGAGAUAAGAUUAUCCAAGAGAUUAAGGGGAGAGUAACUAAUCUCGCCCGACACAAAUUCGCAUCUAACGUGGUCGAGAAAGCUAUCCUCAAAGCCAACGACCAGGAUCGAAGGAUUCUUAUUGACGAGCUCGUCGGUCUCAAGGAUGAUGGUUCCAGCCAAGUCGGUAUGCUUCUGCGAGAUGCUUUCGGUAAUUUCCCUUUGCAGACCGCUUUGUUGGCAGCUUCGUCAGAUCAGCGACAAGAGUUGUUGAAGAUCAUCAAUCCUAUCAUCCCACAAAUCCGAAACACUCCGGUUGGAAAGAGAUUGGAGAAUCGAUUAAACCAAUUCGAAGCUGAUGGUGCCAUCGCUCACCAAUCUCGUCGAUCAGUCUCUUCAAGCCUUAGUACCAGUGAUGCAGGAAGUGGUCAUACCACUCCUGGUGGUUUAACAAUGUCCCGAUCUACAUCCGAGGAUACUGGACCUACUUCCCCUGAGCCUGAACCUGUCAAUGGGCUGAGAGCUAAGUCUGUUACUCCUAAGAUCACGAACGGGAAAGGAAAGGGGAGAGACAGGAUCUUGGAAGACCUUUUACAGUAA
Molecule: messenger RNA, 2202 nt
Organism: Kwoniella shivajii
Lineage: Eukaryota; Fungi; Basidiomycota; Tremellomycetes; Tremellales; Cryptococcaceae
Exons: 9
Coding region: 1-2202 (733 amino acids)
Biological process (GO): nuclear-transcribed mRNA catabolic process, deadenylation-dependent decay
Cellular component (GO): cytoplasm
Molecular function (GO): mRNA 3'-UTR binding
Source: RefSeq, a predicted model, not a curated record